Molecule: messenger RNA, 2247 nt
Organism: Elgaria multicarinata webbii
Lineage: Eukaryota; Metazoa; Chordata; Lepidosauria; Squamata; Anguidae
Product: NTPase KAP family P-loop domain-containing protein 1-like
Exons: 4
Coding region: 1-2247 (748 amino acids)
Source: RefSeq, a predicted model, not a curated record
AUGCUGUCCUUGACCAGAGAAUUCCAGAACAAGGAUGACGCCUACUGCUUUUCCUUAGCGAAGGCCCUUUACUGUGUCUCCACUCCCGUGACGGUUGGGUUUUACGCACCGUGGGGACACUGCAAAAACUUCCUCUUGCGCCGGAUCCAAGACUACAUGCGUCUCCAGUCGUGGAAAAAAGACCAACAGGAAUUCCAGCAGACCGGCUUGAAACAGCGAGGGGCUUCCGGUUGGGACCUGGUUUCUGUCGUCCUCCUCAUGAUCUUCUACCGGCCUGUCCUGACGCCCCAACACAGGCAGAGAAAGAACGUGCAGCACAUCUUCAUCCAUUUCAGCGCCUGGGAAUAUGCUGGAAGCGACCAGCUCUGGGCAGGCCUCAUCACUGCCCUGUGCGAAGGCAUUGAGAGCCACUUCGGCCUUGUCCCAAUGAGCGUCUACCGAGCCGUGGGCAGGAAAUGUGGCAUUGUUGAAGCCCCUCUCCGUAAGGAAUGGAUCAGCAAGAAAUACCUCUGCCUGCCCUUGUGGGCCGCUGCCCUUCUGGUGACUGUGGCGGCCAUUGGGGUUGCUGUCCUCAUCUUUCUUUUCGGCAUCCCCAUCGGCAACGCUUCUGGGGAUGCCAUUGCAAUUGUCGAGGGCCUCGGGGCGACGGCCGUCGGAAUCACUGCAGCAGCGGCCAUCAGGAUGGGCAUCAUGGUGGCUCGGAACGUCGUCGUCACCCAGAAGGCCCAGCUGGAGAGGCAGAUGAACCGGACGGACCUCAGUGCCCAGCUGGGCUUCAUGAGCAACGUGAAGAGGGAGGUCAAGAUCAUCACCAAGUUUCUCCAGUUCAUGGAGAUCUUCCAACGGAGGAAACUCCGGGUGGUGUUGGAGAUCACCAGCUUGGACCACUGUAGUCCUGACAAAGUGGUGGGUGUCCUGGAUGCCAUGAACAUCCUCCUCUCAGACGAUGAGGCACCUUUCAUCUCCAUCCUCGUGGCUGACCCGAGCGUAAUCGUGGACUGCGUGGAGAGCUCCCUGUACAUGAAAGGCAUGGCCAACAACGGCUACGAAUUCUUGAACCGUAUCAUCACUCUUCCUUUUUCAGUCCCCAAGAUGGACAGUUACACCAAGCUGCAGCUGAUAAGGUGCCUCGUAGACUGCCAGGAGGAGCAGGAGAAAAGUCUCGAAGAGGAGGAGAGGGUGGGAGGGGGUGCCCAGCAGGAGAACCAGGCAAGUCGGUGCCUUUGCCCAAAUUCUGCUGAUCAGAGCACACUCGACAGAGCUGGAGAUGUUUCCCAGGUGCCGUUGGUCGUCGUAAGUCCUAGGAAGGAAGAGCCGUUGAGAAGAAGAUGCGGGAAAGGCUUCAAGGCCAAAGACCUGAUCCAGGAGGCUUUUGAAUUCCUCUUGGAUGACAGCAUGAAGGAGUACAUGACGGGCAACAUGGUGCAAAUGAAACGCGUCAUCAACACCAUCGCCGUCACCGUCAGGCUCAUGGCGACGGAGGUCCCGCGAGGCAAACUUUGCCCACGGAAGGUGACGGCCUGGGUGCUGCUGGCCAACCAGUGGCCUUGCCGGCUGAGCUGGAUCCUGCAGUGCAUCGAGGACGACGAGCAGAUGGGCCGCCUGGGCAUGUGCCGAGGGUGCCGGCUCGCUCCCGACCAGUUCCUGUGGGAGGUGUACGACAAGUACGCGGAGGAGCUCGACAUGAUCAGGCCUCAGCUGGAGAAGCUGUUGGAGCUGGACGGGGACCCCGAGCUCUUCCACAGCUUCCUUUCUCAACGGUUCCAGGUGGAGGACGCCAACUUCUUCCUGCCCUACACCGUCAACUUGGACUCCUCCUUGAAGAGGCACAUGGAGCUGCUGCGGGGCAGCCGCCGGCUGAAGCGGCCCAAGAAGGUCCACGGCCUCUCCAAGAGCCUCCUGCUGGGAAUGUCAGUGGACGAGGUCUGCAGUGAGAUGGUCAAACUCGGUUUGAAAGAGGAGAACGCCCAGCGCUACACAGAGAGGUUGCGGGAGCACAAUUUGGACGGACGGGCCCUGGUCUACAGCAACAGAAGUGAAAUCAAGGACGCCCUUGGCAUGAGCCUUGGGGAAUGGAUGAACUUCAGCACGUAUUUCCUCGGAUCUGUGCCCCCGCAGGGCUCCUUCCCCUCCACAGCAUUCCCAGCACCCAUCUUCGCUGAGAAGAAUUGGUUAGGCCUGCAGGAGAACACGCCGAGAGGAAGCAGGUUGUCAAUGAACAUUUCCAAGGAAAAUCUUCACAGAUAA